AUGUCCCAUCAUUCAAAUCAGGAUAGUCAGAGACACACGAAAACAUUGUCUGAACGGCUGAACUUGUUUCCAGAACUUAAUUUUUCACUCCAGAAGCUGUUGUUUGUGCUGGUGGAAUUUGCUUUAGUGCCUCUGGCAAUGUGUAAGCUUCCUCUCGGUAAAUGCCCCAUCAGGGAUCCUCUUCCUAUCACUCACAGAUACUAUAAAUCAGGAGAUCUUGUCAUUGCUGCCGUUCUGUCCCAGAUCUACAUUGUUAUCAAUCCAAUCACAUUUGAAAAACGUCCCUCGGAGGAACUGUUCGCUGACUUUGUGUUCCUGACUCACAACUACCAGCACGUCCUAGCCUUGGAUUUUGCUGUGAAGCAGAUCAAUGAAAAUCCUCAGCUCUUACCCAACAGCACUCUGGGGUUUGACAUCUACAACAGCCAUUUCAAUCCAAGUAGGACCUAUCUUGCCUCAAUGGAUCUUAUCUCCACACACGGCAGGUUCGUCCCCAACUUCAAGUCUGCUGCCCAGAACCGUCCAGUUGCAGCCAUCACAGGACCUAACUCUGACAUUUGUCUCUAUGCAGCAACUAUUCUGUGCUUUUACAAGAUCCCACAGUGGACAUGGAUUGGGAUGGUUUCUCUGUCUGAUGAGACAGGAGAAAGAUUUGUACAGGAGAUGGUUCCUAUGCUAUCUGAGAAUGGCAUCUGUGUGGACUUCAUAAUCAAUACACCAGAAGUAACAUUUUCCAGUGACAUUGCUGAAGGAAUGGCUGAGGGGGUUGAAACGUACAAAAUUGUCAUGGGAAGCACUGCCAAAGUUUUGGUCGUCCAUGGGGAAAUUUACACCAUGAUCGCUUUAAGAUUUUUCUUCCAUCUCCCAGAAUUUCAGGAUACCCCACUCAAUGAAACAGCUAAACUCUGGAUUAUGACAGCUGAGAUGGACUUCACCGCUCUACCCUUUCAAAGAAGUUCGGACAUCAGUUCUGUCCACGGUGCCCUAUCCUUUGCAGUUCACUCAGUGGAGCUCUCAGGAUUCCAGAAAUUUAUUCAGGAGAGAAAGAUUAACUCUGGAGAAAAGGAUGGCUUCCUCAGACCAUUCUGGCAAGAGACUUUUCUUUGCUCGUUCUUAAACUCCGCAGCAGUCCAGAGGGAUGGAGAAAUCUGUACUGGAGAGGAGAAACUGAAGGACCUGCCUGGAUCUGUUUUUGAAACCAUCACAACUGCCCACAGCUACAGCAUCUACAAUGGAGUUUAUACUCUGGCCCAUGCUUUGCAAGAUUGGCAGUUCUCUGGUUCUAGACACAGAACGGUGUUGUUUCUGGUGGUUGAAAUUGCAUUAGUGCCUCUGGCAAUGUGUAAGGUUUCUCUUAGUAAAUGCCCCAUCAGGGAUCCUCUUCCUAUUGUUCACAAAUACUAUAAAUCAGGGGAUCUCGUCAUUGCUGCCAUUCUGUCCCAGAUCUACAUUGCUAUCGAUCCAAUCACAUUCGAAAAAUGUCCCUCUGAGGAACUGUUUGCUGACCUUUCCCAUUUCGAUCCAAGGUGGACCUAUCUUGCCUCAAUGGAACUUCUCUCCACACAGGGCAGGUUCAUCCCCAACUACAAGUCUGCUGCCCAGAGCCGUCCCGUCGCAGCCAUAACAGGGCCUAACUCUGACAUCUGUGUCUACGCGGCAACCAUUCUGUGCACCUACAAGAUCCCACAGAUCUCAUAUGGCUCUGCACCCAGGACAGAUAACAAAAUGCAAGCUGUUUUCUUUCACCAAAUGUUCCCAAGCCAGACCCAUCAAAAUAUAGGGAUUCUUCACCUUCUGUUAUAUUUCAAGUGGACGUGGAUUGGGAUGAUUUCUCUGUCUGAUGAGACAGGAGAGCGAUUUGUACAGGACAUGGUUCCUAUGCUGUCUCAGAAUGGCAUCUGUGUGGACUUCAUCGCCAUAAUCCCAGAUGUAGCAUUUUCCAGUGAAGCUGCUGAGGGAAUGGCUAAGGGGGUUGAAAUGUACAAAGUUGUCAUGGGAAGCACUGCCAAAGUUUUGGUCCUCCAUGGGGAAAUUCACAUCAUGAUCAUUUUAAGAUUGCUCCUCCAACUUCCAGAAACGUAUUACAUACCACUCAAUGCAACCGGUAAACUCUGGGUUAUGACAGCUCAGAUGGACUUCACCUCUCUACCCUUUCAAAGAAACUUCGACAUCAGUUCUAUCCAUGGUGCCAUAUCCUUCGCAGUUCACUCAGUGGAGCUCUCAGGAUUCCAGGAAUUUAUUCAGGAGAGAAAGAUUAACUCUGAAGAAAAAGAUGGCUUCCUCAGACUAUUCUGGCAAGAGACUUUUCUUUGUUCAUUCUUAAACUCCGCAGCAGUCCAGAAGGAUGGAGAAAUCUGUACUGGAGAGGAGAAACUGAAGGACCUUCCUGGAUCUGUUUUUGAAACCAUCACAACUGCCCACAGCUACAGCAUCUACAACGGAGUGUAUGCUCUGGCGCAUGCUUUGCAAGAUUGGCAGUUCUCCAGUUUCAGACGCAGAAUAACAGCACACGGCGGGCAAUGGAAUCUUCUAGAUCAAGAGGGGUGGCAGAUCGACCACUUUCUGAGAAGUGUCUCCUUCAACAACAGUGCUGGGGAAAGCAUUUCCUUCAACGCAAAUGGGGAAUUAGUAACCGACUUUGAUAUUGUCAACUGGGUCACCUUCCCAAAUCAGUCCUUUCUUCGAGUCAAAGUGGGAAAGGCCGACUCAACGGCUCUUCCACAAAAAAUGUUCUCCAUUAAUGACAAGGCCAUUGUAUGGCCGGCUAUGUUCAACCAGGUGCAGCCCCUUUCGGUUUGCAAUGAAUACUGCUGUUCUGGUUACAGCAAAAGAAUGAUCGAAGGCAGACCUUUUUGCUGUUAUGACUGUAUUCCGUGUCCACCAGGGAAGAUUUCAAAUGAGAAGGAUAUGAAUGAAUGUUUUGAGUGUCCUGAAAGUCAGUAUCCAAACAAAGGCCAGAAUUCAUGCAUACCGAAAGAGAUCAGCUUUUUGUCUUAUGGAGAACCUUUGGGUAUCAGCUUGGCUGUUGUCACUCUUUCCUUCUCUUUCAUCACAGCUGUGGUGCUCGGGAUCUUUAUUAAGCACCGGGAAACUCCCAUAGUCAAAGCCAACAACCGGGACCUCACCUACACUCUCCUCAUCUCCCUCCUCUUGUCUUUCCUUUGUGUUUUGCUGUUCAUUGGCCAGCCUGAGAAGUGGACCUGUCUCCUUCGACAAACGGCUUUCGGCAUUAUCUUCUCAGUGGCUGUUUCUUGUGUUUUAGCCAAAACAGUCAUUGUGGUUCUGGCUUUCAUGGCCGCAAAACCAGGAUCCAGAAUGAGGAGAUGGCUGGGGAAAAAAUUGGCCAGUUCCAUUGUCCUUGCAUGUUCCCUUUUCCAAGCUACUAUCUGUACCGUGUGGUUAGCAACAUGUCCCCCCUUCCCUGGUUUUGACAUGCACUCAAUGACGGAGACAAUUGUGUUGGAAUGUAAGGAGGGCUCAGCCACCAUGUUUUACAGUGUCCUGAGCUUUCUUGGCUUCCUGGCCAUCGUCAGCUUCACUGUGGCUUUCUUAGCCAGGAAGUUACCGGACAGUUUCAACGAAGCCAAGUUCAUCACCUUCAGCAUGUUGGUCUUUUGCAGUGUGUGGGUCUCCUUCGUUCCAACCUACUUGAGCACCAAGGGCAAAUCCAUGGUGGCUGUGGAGAUCUUCUCCAUCUUAACCUCCAGUGCUGGGCUACUGACCUGCAUCUUCUUCCCAAAAUGCUACAUCAUUAUAGAAAGACCUGAGAUGAACAAAAGAGGACAGUUGAUAAAAAUAAAAACUUAG
Molecule: messenger RNA, 3807 nt
Organism: Sphaerodactylus townsendi
Lineage: Eukaryota; Metazoa; Chordata; Lepidosauria; Squamata; Sphaerodactylidae
Product: vomeronasal type-2 receptor 26-like
Exons: 9
Coding region: 1-3807 (1268 amino acids)
Biological process (GO): G protein-coupled receptor signaling pathway
Cellular component (GO): membrane
Molecular function (GO): G protein-coupled receptor activity
Source: RefSeq, a predicted model, not a curated record